Myiozetetes cayanensis is the source of this 4548-nucleotide messenger RNA. It is a transcript of the gene STX19, whose product is annotated as syntaxin 19. Gene Ontology annotation, cellular component: synaptic vesicle; SNARE complex; endomembrane system. The record is from RefSeq and is a predicted model, not a curated record. The coding region runs from base 490 to 1365 and encodes 291 amino acids. Gene Ontology annotation, molecular function: SNARE binding; SNAP receptor activity. The transcript is spliced from 3 exons. Lineage: Eukaryota; Metazoa; Chordata; Aves; Passeriformes; Tyrannidae. Gene Ontology annotation, biological process: synaptic vesicle fusion to presynaptic active zone membrane; intracellular protein transport; exocytosis.
UCAAACAGGCACAACCACAUUCCCCACGUAGGGAGUAAUCAAUUUGCCUCGUCUACUGCGCUGGCAGAAGUUUCUCUCUCGCACUGCCCGCUCCUGAACACUUGGACAACUCCAGGAGAAUUAGAAGCAGAAGGAAUGAAGAAAAGCCUUCAUGGAAAAGUCACUCAGGACGUGUUACUUCGGGAGAUAUUCAGAAAAAAGUUUCUCAGGUUGUGCUGAAGCUUAACCUCAGGAGUUCCUCUGGAAAGGAUAAACCAGAAAGCCACCAGCACAGCGUUCAGAGCCAAGGUAAAGAAAGCAGUAUGAUCCAGAAUAGAGAUUUCAAAGAGCUCUUGAAGAGAGAACCCUGUUCCUUCAUGGCCUCCAAGUCCCCUUCUCUGGAUGUUAAAAUGAAGUGAAACAAAACCAACAAAAAAAACCCCCAUAUUGGAUGAACUUCCUGUGUUGCAAAAGGGGAAAAAAUAAAAACAAACCCCGAACACAAAAGCCAUGAGAGACCGACUGCAAGAGCUUAAACUGAGGGCUAAGGAGCUGCAGAUAGCUGGAGAAAACAACAGCGCAGCUGUCCAGGAAGAGGAGCAGGAGUUUGAACAGCAGGCCAUUAUUUAUGAGAAAGAGCCCAUAACUGAAAGGCACCUGCACGAAAUCCAGAAGCUUCAGAACGAAAUCAAUAACUUGGUGGAAGAAGUGAACAAAUUCAGCCAGCAGCAGAAGAGCCUGGUGUCCUCGAUGAGGAGAUUCAGCGUGCUGAAGAAGGAAUCUAACGUAGCCAGGGAGAUCAAAACCCAGGCGGAGCACGUGAGAAAGUGUUUGGACGAGCUGUCGAGGGCGGCGAAGAAAGCUGAAAGCGAGCACGGGCCCUCCUGCGCCACGGCGAGAAUCCUGAGCUCCCAGCACGCCUUCCUGUCCCACCGCUACCUCCACGCCAUGCUCUCCUACAACGAGGCCAUCGCCGCCAAGCAGGACAAGUGCAGGACGUUCAUCGUCCGUCAGCUCGAAGUGGCCGGCAAGGAGGUGUCCGAGGAAGAGGUCAAUGACAUGCUCCAGCAAGGGAAAUGGGAGAUCUUCAACGAGAACCUCCUGACUGAAGCCAAAAUAACCAAAGCUCAGCUCUCGGAGAUCGAGCAGAGGCACAGGGAACUCGUCAGCCUGGAGAACCAGGUCAGAGACAUAAAGGAACUCUUUAUCCAGAUAUCGGUGCUGGUGGAGGAGCAGGGGGAGAUGAUCAACAACAUAGAGAUCAGUAUGAACAACACUCAAGAAUACACUCAAGUAUCCAAAGAAAAAUUUGGGCUUGCAGUCAGGUACAGAAAGAGAAACCCCUGCAGAGCAAUAUGCUGCUGGUGCUGUCCAUGCUGCAAGUGAUAAAAGAAAUGAACUCCUGGGAAUACCAGUGGUUCCUACACAGCAAACUUGAUCUUGGAAAGCAGUCUUGGGAUCCCACUGUCCCUUCAACAGAGCUCUCAGGAAAAACUCUCUCUGCUUAUCCAAACAGAGUUGGAAGAGUGCAAAGAAUUUUAUGGUUCUCACACAAACACAUGAAUGAAGGGAAAGGAUCGAAGGACAAAAGUGCCACUUUUUUGUUCUUCUGGCUCAAGCUAAAACAAUGUGGCAACAAACUACCUAUGCUUUUGGGAAACAUUGAGAACACUGUUAUCUCAAAGACAGUUUUCAUAAUAAUGGUCUAGUUGCUUUUCACAAAAUAACAAUUGGUAUUUUUAAUUGCCUCGUGUUUUUUAGCACUUUUAUUUACUCGAUUCAAAUUCUAAGGGUUUUUUCCCCCCAGAAAUCUGAAAUUCUACAAAACCAAUCUACACAUAAAGCAGACCCCAUUAGUAAUAAUGCAGAAGGUGAUGCCUAAACCAAACAAGAAGUCAGAGUUUCCUGGAGUGUUUCACUCCCAUCUCUACAGAAAAAGUUACUCACAGACAUUGGGUUAUUUAUUUAAUGAAAUUUAACAGAAAAUAACACUGCAACUCAGGCAAAAAAAAAUUACUUCCAAAAAGAAAUUAAAAGGAAAAAAAAAAAUCCACACUAAAACCAAACCCCAAAGCAGAAAUGUACUUCUGAACUCUUUUGUGCUGUGCAAAGGCACAAUCAAUAUAGCACUAUAUCUGGAUCAAUCAGAGAAGGUAGAACAAACUGCACUACAAUUCUAAAAGACACUAAAUGAGCUACAUGUCUUCAGUUUUAUCUAAAGGGGAAAAAAAAAAGGGCACUACUGAAUUAUUGUUACAUUGUGAUAUUUAUAAAUAUUUGGGUUCCUUCCAGCCCACGUUAAAAUUGCAACUGAAAUUUACUGUUAUCAAAAUACAAAGGUGUGAACCCUAAAGAGAAAAAUAUUAUAUCAUUUAUAAGAAAUAAAGUUAAUGACACCACAGAUACUAUUUCAUUAAACAACCUCCCUUUACUGCUGCAUGUAUGGAAACUACCUUUAUGUUCCAAGAGCAGAGUAGAAACCAGACAAUAAACAACACAGAGAAAAGAGUUACUAUGGUCAACAUAUAUAUAUAUGUAUGUAUUUAUGUAUAUAAAUUUAAUAUAAUACACACAGAAAUAUGCACCUAACAGCAGCACCACCCCACCUUCCUUUCCUGUUUCUACUUUUAGAAAAAACAAAGGUAAAUCACUUUCCUUCUCUCCUGGGCCCUUAAACAGAAAGGCACUGUGGUAGCUCUGUGAGGGAUUAUUAUUCCCUAAUACUUAGCAAAACAGCACAAAAGUGAACAACUCAAGUAGUUCUCAGAUGUAUGUUUGGUUAGAAACAGGCAAAACAGGAACAUGUAACACACACUGAAGAAGAACUGGGAAGUGAGAAAGCCAGAAGGACUUGUGGAAAGCUUUUUCUUAAUCUGGGAUGCUAAUAAUUGAAAAUAAAUAGCAUUAACUAAAACUUACAUUGAAGUCAUGGGGAUUUGAUAUUGAGCAUUCAAAAUCAUUAACAGGUGAAAUUUUGCAGUGAUCAUUAAAAUAACUUUCCAGUGUUUGUGUUACAUGAUUACACAGAAGAACAAAUUAAUUAAAGCAGAGGUCUGAGUGUUCUACUAAGAAAAGUGAAAUAUUAAUAGCUAUAAUCCCUUAUCACCAAAAUAACAGGCAGAAAGGAGCUUUCUACUAAAGUAAAAAUACCUGCCCAGCAAUUUCCCUAGUAUAAAAACAUCAGCACACAGACUUGCAUUUCCUCUUGCAACAUAAAAAACCCCAAACAACCACAACAAAAACCCCAGCAAACACAAUUAACCCCAAACAAAACCAGUAUUUGCCUAAAUAAUAUGAAGUUUGCGUGUUCCUUUCUGAUACAAGGAAGGACAAAAAAACUCCAUUACAGGAUUAGGGCACUGAGAUAUCUAAAAAACCCAAAUCAAACAAACAAACAACAAAAAAAACCCCAAAACAACAACAACAACAAAAAAAACAUAACCCAAGAAGCCCCUAAAGUUGUAUUUAAUUAGAACCAGUUGUCAACUGUCACAACUGCAUUUUCAGAGGGGAUCUGGGGUAGAGCCACUGCAUUAAGCUGCCUUUAUUGCCUUCAUUCAGAGCAAUGGAAUGUAAAAUGUAAUCUAUUUUCAACAUAUACACCAUUAGCUUGUUGAACCACAGUCCACUUCAUCCAAACAAUUAGCCACUUGCAUCCUGGUGGUUACCACAGCAUCACUAUUUCCUUAAAAUAAAUUAAAAUAAGAGGCCUCUCCUCUGAAUUUUACAGAUUCUUUAUGAUAGCACAGAAAUGUUGUGCAAUUUAAUGCAUUAUGGAGGUCUUAUGCCCACCAGACACUGUCCUGAUAAACCAUUUUAAACUUUAUCUUGUAACUACAAAAGGGUAUUUGUUAUCAAAGACCUUUGGCGGGGCUGAAUGGAAUGAAAUUUGUAAUUUCCAAUAUUUUACAAGAUCUAUUGAGCAGAGAAAAAGCACAUGACAAACACUAUUAAAGGAAACCUUCUUUAAUGAGAUUUUACUGAGCAUGUAUCAGCAGCACCACCAUGUGUUAAGUGAACAAGACAUCUAUUGCUGAGAGAUCACCAGUAUUGCUGAAUAUAAUCAAGCAUUUACAGUAAUUGAAGUAGACCUAAGAAAUUAUAUUUUUACAUCGUGUUGUCAUGCCAGGUUUGUAAAGCCUGUCAUUGCAAGUAACAUUACAAUUUAAAAUUAUCAAAAAAUCCCACCUGAUUGUUUUUCCUCUGCUAAAGAAAGAGGAGACAACUAAAUAUCCCCUGAGAAGGAUUAAGUAAGAUACAAAGUCAGAGGAAGUGAAUGGAUUCAGGAUAUCACCAGCUGCUAGGGAGGGAAAGAGGGAGGGAAAGACAAGGCUUUGUUCCCCAGCAUGAUAUGAAAGUAACAUAAAUAAACACUUCCUAAAUACCACAAAAGCAACUGUAAUAUUGCUUAGUGCUAGAGUUACAGCACUAUUAGUGUACUUUCACUUAUUAGCAUUACUAUUAGUGUACUUUAACUUAUGUUCACACUACACAUAAACAGUUCUUCAGAAGGUCUAAAUUUCCCACAUUUCAGAUUAUUAGGUGAACAUUUAUUACAUUACUUACACC